AUGGCUCCGAGGACUGAGCUCAGUCACCCAGCUCACAUGGAUGGCUUUUUGGCAUCUAAGGAUGAGUUGAAGCUGGGGUCUGGUGUCAAGGCCUUAGAUGGGAAAUUGCAGGUUUCAAAGCCACAAGUUGGCAAAGUGUUCAAUGCUCCAGCCCUGCCUAAAGCCAGCAGAAAGUCUUUGGGAACAGUCAACAGAGCUACAGAAAAGCCAGUGAAGACUAAUAGACCCCUCAAACAGAAUCAGCCAACUUUGACUAUGAAAAAGAUCACUGAGAAGGUUGAUAAGACACAGGGCUCUGUUCCUGCUUCUGAUGAUACUUACCCAGAAAUAGAGAUGUUCUUCCCCUUCAAUCCUCUAGAUUUUGAGAGUUUUGACCUGCCUGAGGAGCACCAGAUUGCACAUCUCCCCUUGAAUGGAGUGCCUCUCAUGAUCCUGAAUGAGGACAGAGGGCUUGAGAAGCUGCUGCCCCUGGACCCUCCUUCGCCUCUGAAGACAUACUUUCUACCAUGGGAAUCUAAUCCGCUGCAUUCUCCUUCCAGCAUUCUCUCCACCCUGGAUGUUGAAUUGCCGCCUGUUUGUUACGAUGCAGAUAUUUAAACUUCCUCCUUUAUAGUUUAUGUAUAUUGUAUUAAUAAAGCAUUUGUGCAUG
Messenger RNA from Peromyscus leucopus (white-footed mouse), 649 nucleotides. Its product is annotated as securin-like. The record is from RefSeq and is a predicted model, not a curated record. Gene Ontology annotation, biological process: chromosome organization. NCBI's taxonomy places the organism in Eukaryota, Metazoa, Chordata, Mammalia, Rodentia, Cricetidae. Gene Ontology annotation, cellular component: cytoplasm; nucleus.